Molecule: messenger RNA, 738 nt
Organism: Haliotis rufescens (red abalone)
Lineage: Eukaryota; Metazoa; Mollusca; Gastropoda; Lepetellida; Haliotidae
Exons: 3
Coding region: 62-640 (192 amino acids)
Molecular function (GO): heme binding; oxygen binding
Source: RefSeq, a predicted model, not a curated record
UGCAACUACAAAACGUUUUCUUAACACAACAAUCAACCAACUGAAUGAGACACUGCAAAGAAUGAAAGUAUGUGAAACACAGGCUAACUUCAGUAUGGGGUGCACGGUGUCUUACAGCUUUACCAGGAAAUUCUCAACCAACUUCACGUCUCGCCAGGUUGAAACCAUUACAUGCUCAUGGAAUGAAGUAAUGAAACAGAGAGAAGUCUUCGGAAUCGGUAUAUAUAAAUUGCUAUUGGAGUCAGAAAGAGAGCUGAGGAAGCUGUUUCCAAAGAUCGUUUGCUAUGACAACGUCGAACGCUUCACUGUAGACGAAGAGCAUCUCCGACGUCAUGCACUGCUUGUGAUGGACGGCAUCGGCUUUGCUGUCGAAUGCCUCGACGACGUUGGGAAACUGGACCACUUUCUGACAAUGGUCGGUAAACGUCAUUACGAGUCUCGGGUUCCCGAGCGCGUGUUGAAGAAAUUGUGGCCUGCGCUUGACGGGAGUUUUACGGCAACGUUAAGAGAUACUUACUCGAGAGAAGCACGGAAGGCCUGGCAUUUCUUCUUUCACUACAUGGUCAAUGUGAUGAAGAUUGGGAUGAAUGAAGCGGAGAUGAGAGAUGUGUCAAGAAGGGGCAGAAAACUGAGUGACUGACACCGCUGCUCCUGAUGUACGCAGCGUCUCCAAGUUCAUCUCAGAACAUCGCUGUAAACUGACACUAACAGCCAACACCCUAUAUUAAAAGCUUAUAA